Molecule: messenger RNA, 1452 nt
Organism: Rodentolepis nana
Lineage: Eukaryota; Metazoa; Platyhelminthes; Cestoda; Cyclophyllidea; Hymenolepididae
Source: the annotation of a GenBank genome assembly
AUGGCCACUAUUCAAAUAAGCGAACCAGAGGCUAGUAUUGUAGCCAUGUCCCACACUAUCUUCCGCCCUAGUUCACCAUCGGAAUCUCGACUUGAGGCAAGAGUAGCAGAACUAGAGGAGCGACUACAGGAUGAACGCAUUGUUCUCACUAAGAGUCAAAGAGACAACUGCGAUUUGGCACUGGAGAUUGAAAUGCUCCAAGAACGUCUCGAGGAAGCCAAUGAAACCAUUUCGCAGCACAUGGAUACUAUUCGAAGAAAGGAGAUGGAACUUGCAAUGGUUCAAAAGGAGCGAGAUUUGCUACGGCACACUCAAGAAGAGGACGCCGCAUCGUUACGCAAACGCUACCAAACCUCGAUUGAGGAGCAAAACCACGAACUCGACGAUUUUCGACGAAUCAAGUCCAAGCUGGAAAAGGAGAAGAGCGAACUGCUGAACCAGGUGGAAAAAUUCGCCAGUGAUCUUUCCAAAAUUGAGCUUAUGAACGAGUCUUUGGAAAAUAAAAACGAAGCCCUGGAAGCCCAGAACACUCGUCUCAAGGCUGGAAAUGAGGAUUUAUUGAAACAGCUGGCCGAAGCCCAUGCGAAAUACACUAGCCUUUCAGCGGAUGAGGCUGAGAGACAAAAGAGCCUGGACAAGUUGACAACCUCGUUUAAUAUCGUUCAGCGUCAAGCCACCAUUUCAGAGAAGGAGAUUGAUGAGCUGAAGCGUCAGGUUCAAGAAGAGACUACGUCAAACACUCAUCUCCAAUCUCGCCAAGCCACCCUUCAAAUGGAAUUGGAGGCUGCAGAAGCCAGGGCAGAAGAGGAAGCCGAGAAUGCCAAUCAAGCCCAACAACAACUCGCCAAAACCAACGCUGAACUUGCUGCUUUUCGAACUAAAUACGAACGUGAAGUGGCUGAACUCAACAAUGAAAUUGAUGAAGCUAAACGUCGGCACACAACUCGCACUAAUGAGUUAACCGAGCAGUACGAAUCGGAACACGCGAGAGUGCUUAGCCUUGAGAGAACCAAGACUCAACUCACUGGACAAAUACAUGAAAUUCAACUUCAACUUGACUCAUACCAAGUGGAUAACUUGGAUCUCAAACAGGAGUUGAAAUCGGUAACUACGCAGUUGAGUGAAACAGAGAAAAUUCUCGAGGAAAUUCAAACUGAGGAUGCUCAACUUCGAUCAAAACUGUCUGCUGUCCAAAAGGAGCUUUCAAGUACUCGUAAUUGGAGAGUGGAGAAUGAACCGAGACUUCUCUCCCUAGAGAAGGAGAACCGUAACAAUGCCGAGAAAAUUAAGAACCUCAAGGAGUCUGCUACCAAAUUGGCAAAGGAGAAUGAUGAAAUGGAGGCCAUGCAAGUGCGUUUGGAAAGAGAAAGAGAAUCCCUCCAGAUGAACGUUCGUGAAAUGGAGGAAACUCUGCUAGAAACUGAGGUAGGGAAAACACUAAAAGUUACUUAA